UUUAUUGCAUGUCUGUCCAUCACAAUAUCAAUCAUAAAUUCAUAUUGCAUUUCCUCUCACGCUCGUUUAUUUCGUCUAUGUAAUUUAUGUUUAUUUCCUUUUUUCACAUGUCAUGCCAUCAGACCGAAGCCCAAACCGAAGAUUACUGCCUCCCGAAGGCUUUAUCUGAAGAUCCAAGUUCUGAAGAAGGCCACCGUUCUAUUGGCUAAUGAGAAGGAGGAGAAGAAGAGAGACAGAGAGACCACUCUGAGCGAAAGAGUGCCACCGCUCAAGCUAUCAGGACUGUCUGUGCAAGACCUACAGAGCCUCUGCAAAGAGCUACACCAGAAGAUUGAUGUGAUAGACGAAGAACGAUAUGACAUCGCAUCCAAAGUUUCCAAAAGUGAUAAAGAGAUUGUGGACCUGUCCCAGAAGAUCUUUGAGAUGAAGGGCAAGAUGAAGCGGCCUGCCCUGAAGAGGGUGAAGAUCUCCGCCGACGCCAUGCUUGGCGCCCUCCUGGGGGCAAAGGUCAAGGAGUCGGUGGACUUCAAAGCCAACCUCAAGACAGUCAAGAAAGAGGAGGAGAAGAAAGAGGAGGUGACUGACUGGCGUAAGAAUGUGGAGGCCAUGUCAGGCAUGGACGGCAGGAAGAAGAUGUUCGACGCUGGACAGUCAUAGGUUCAUGGCACACAACAUGAACCAACCAUGCCGGGAAGUGCAAUGGAGCUGAUGGACGAACGUGAAUGGUGCAACCUUUUGGAACUCCUCUGGAAACAGCAACUGUUAAUUUUACCAUUUAAAACCUCCUGUUUGUGAUGUCAUUGAAUGUGUACUGUACAUAGGCCGGACGGCUGUCCUGCUGUUUCACUAUUUAUUCAGACGCUGCAGUGAAGAAUAUGUGUGUGUGUGCGAAUCAAGGUGGCUUUGCCUUUGCACAACUGUGAGUUGGGGGUCAUGUCAAAAAUGUGUACGUGUGAACAACAACAACAAAAACUUGAAAUGAAAGCAUUUGUGUCUUAUCAGUUUCUCAUUCUUUCAAAUGGGUCUUACGAUAGGCUACAUGUAGAAUAAACUGGAUAUCCAUGGUAAUCCUCUGCUGUUGUGACUCCCUACUCCUGUUGCAUUCUCACGGGCCUCUCACUCCUCACUGCAUGUCAAUCAAUCGCUGGUGGCCUCUGCAUCGCUAAAAGGCUUUCCUACGCAACAGGUGUCAUAACUAACAUAACUAUCAGCUGUGUUUGUAAAUCAGGCCAAGGUAAACAUGGCUACCCGCACACAUGCAGCCCCUUCACAUUAUCAGGGGGAAAGGUGAUGGUCAGGUCAGGUGUUUGAGGAACAGAGAGAGAGAGAGAGAGAAAGAGAGAGAGAGAGAGAGAGAGAGAGAGAGACUACUACAGCUUUACAGUGAAUGACAACCAUUUGGGGCCUGUUGGGGGCCACCUGGUGGCUG
Messenger RNA from Engraulis encrasicolus (European anchovy), 1429 nucleotides. Its product is annotated as troponin I, slow skeletal muscle-like. The transcript has 7 exons. Gene Ontology annotation, biological process: skeletal muscle contraction; cardiac muscle contraction. NCBI's taxonomy places the organism in Eukaryota, Metazoa, Chordata, Actinopteri, Clupeiformes, Engraulidae. The record is from RefSeq and is a predicted model, not a curated record. Gene Ontology annotation, cellular component: troponin complex. The annotation marks the transcript as partial.